GCAGAAAGCUGGCAGGGGGGUGGGGGGAGGAACAUGGCGCAAGCUCUGUCUGAGGAGGAGUUUCAGCGGAUGCAGGUGCCGCUCGCGGUGGGAAAGACCACCCGGCUAGGCGACCGGGGGCGGGGUAGCGAGAGGUCGUGCUAUCAGCUCUGAGAAGGGGUUGGUUGGGAUGGACCCUGAGUUUAUGGGGUGGGUCUGGAGAAGGGAAACUGAGGCUCGGAGUGGUGAGACUAUUGGAUUCCGAGAUACUCUGCGGCUUUGAAGGUUGGACUCUGUUAGCAUUGUGGGCUGGGGGAGCGCCAUUAAGUAGGCGGUACCUUACUCAGACCUGGAGGGGACGAGACUUUUGGGCCCGUGCAGGGGACACCGUCGGCGGGUGAUGAUAAUGGGCUUUGAGGGAAGGAGAUCCUGAGAAGGCGAAACCAUUUUGUCUGGAGAGGAAGGAAGCGGGUGUUGGGUCGUUUGCGUCAUGGUGGUGGGAGCCCUUGAGAGGGCAGAACCAUUAGCGGGUGGGAGGUGGUAAGUUUUGGGGGAGAUACCACUGUGCCCGGGGAUUGGGGAAAGACCCCAGAUGUUGUCAUUGUUCCUGGGAGGUGGAGAUCCUGUGCCAUUGGUGGUUGGUAGUGCAUCCUAAGAGGGGGCGGCACCAUUGGAUGAUUAAGGGUGAUCCCAUUAGGCCUGGGGUGAAGAAGGCCAUGAAUGGGUAAUACCAUUAAUCCCAUUAACUGGGGGGAGGACCAGAGGGGUAAAAGAUUGAUACCUUGGACUACAAGGAGGGAAGAUCACUGGGCUUUGGGGAGGUACCCCCACUUGAUUCUUUUGGGGGGACUCUGAGAUGCAAUGAAAGGCCAUAGCAUUGCACUAUGAAUGGGCCCUUGUUGAGAGGGUUCCUCACUGGGGGGGCGGUCUGAACAGGGUCCUGCAUGGGGAGGGGAGGAACUCUGAGGGAGGACAGGUAAUCCAAUUGGUCCUUGAAUGAGGGAAACCAGCUGUCCCUGUGUGAGGGACACUGAGAAUGGAAGGGCGAGUUGAUUAACCCAUGAAUGGGGAAGACCACUGUCAUCUGAAGGGGAUUCUAAGUGAGUAAGAGUCAUCCAACUGGCCUACCCAAGGCCUUGUAGAGGCCUACCCUGAAGGGUGUAGGGCCAUUCCCAAUGGAUCAUGACUGGGGAGAUCUUGAGGGGAGUGGGAAUACCUUUGAAUGAGGAACAUUGAUCCCACUGGGCCAUGAAUGAGGGAGAACUACUGGGCUUUGUUGGGGGGCAAGUCUCGGGGGGUACAAAGGAUAUUCCACUUGGACCAGUACUUGGAGAGACAGAUCACUGGGUCCUGGAGAGGACAGGAGUAGGAAAGAUUCUGUGAAGGCCAAGCCCUCUGACCUUGAGCAGACUACCAGAGAACAAGUCUUUCUCUGUCACCCAGGCUAUAGUGUGCAGUGGCACGAUCUCAGCUCACUGCAACCUCCACCUCCCGGGUUCAAGUGAUUCUCCUAUCUCAGCUUCCCUAGUAGCUGGGAUUACAGGCUCAGCUCCUGGAACUCCGGACAAACAACUACCAGCUUUCAGAUGAACUACGCAAGAAUGGUGUUGAACUCACCAGUCUUCGACAGAAGGUCGCCUACUUGGAUAAGGAGUUCAGCAAAGCUCAGAAGGCACUGAGCAAGAGCAAGAAAGCUCAGGAAGUCGAGGUAUUGCUGAGUGAAAAUGAGAUGCUGCAGGCAAAGCUGCACAGCCAGGAGGAGGACUUCCGUUUGCAGAACAGCACACUAAUGGCCGAGUUCAGCAAGCUCUGCAGCCAGAUGGAACAGCUGGAGCAAGAGAACCAGCAACUGAAGGAGGGGGCUGCAGGAGCAGGGGUUGCCCAAGCUGGGCCCCUCGUGGAUGGGGAGCUGCUGAGGCUACAGGCUGAAAACACAGCCUUGCAGAAGAACGUGGCAGCCCUGCAGGAACGCUAUGGGAAAGAAGCCGGGAAGUUCUCAGCUGUCAGUGAGGGCCAGGGGGAUCCCCCAGGGGGCCCGGCCCCCACCGUCCUGGCCCCCAUGCCGUUGGCAGAGGUGGAGCUGAAAUGGGAAAUGGAGAAAGAGGAGAAGAGAUUGCUCUGGGAACAGCUGCAAGGCUUAGAGAGCUCAAAGCAGGCCGAAACAUCCAGGCUGCAGGAGGAACUUGCUAAGCUCUCCGAGAAACUGAAAAAGAAACAAGAAAGUUUUUGCCGUCUGCAGACAGAAAAGGAGACUCUGUUUAAUGACAGCAGGAACAAGAUUGAGGAAUUACAACAACGGAAGGAAGCUGAUCACAAAGCCCAGUUGGCUCGAACCCAGAAGCUGCAGCAGGAACUUGAGGCUGCCAAUCAGAGCUUGGCAGAGCUGAGAGAUCAGCGGCAGGGGGAGCGCCUGGAACAUGCAGCAGCUUUGCGGGCCCUACAAGAUCAGGUAUCCAUCCAGAGUGCAGAUGCACAGGAACAAGUGGAAGGGCUUUUGGCUGAGAACAAUGCCUUGAGGACUAGCCUGGCUGCCCUGGAGCAGAUCCAAACAGCAAAGACCCAAGAACUGAAUAUGCUCCGGGAACAGACCACUGGGCUGGCAGCUGAGUUGCAGCAGCGGCAGGCUGAGUACGAGGACCUUAUGGGACAGAAAGAUGACCUCAACUCCCAGCUCCAGGAGUCAUUACGGGCCAAUAGUCGACUGCUGGAACAACUUCAAGAAAUAGGGCAGGAGAAGGAGCAGUUGACCCAGGAAUUACAGGAGGCUCGGAAGAGUGCGGAGAAGCGGAAGGCCAUGCUGGAUGAGCUAGCAAUGGAAACGCUGCAAGAGAAGUCCCAGCACAAGGAAGAGCUGGGAGCAGUUCGUCUACGGCAUGAGAAGGAGGUGCUGGGGGUGCGUGCCCGCUAUGAGCGUGAGCUCCGAGAGCUGCAUGAAGACAAGAAGCGUCAGGAGGAGGAGCUCCGUGGGCAGAUCCGGGAGGAGAAGGCCCGGACACGGGAGCUGGAGACUCUCCAGCAGACAGUGGAAGAACUUCAAGCUCAGGUACAUUCCAUGGAUGGAGCCAAGGGCUGGUUUGAACGGCGCUUGAAGGAAGCCGAGGAAUCCCUGCAGCAGCAGCAGCAGGAACAAGAGGAAGCCCUCAAGCAGUGUCGGGAGCAGCACGCUGCCGAGCUGAAGGGCAAGGACGAGGAGCUACAGGAUGUACGGGAUCAGCUCGAGCAGGCCCAGGAGGAGCGGGACUGCCACCUGAAGACCAUUAGCAGCCUGAAGCAGGAGGUGAAGGACACAGUGGAUGGGCAGAGGAUCCUGGAGAAGAAGGGCAGUGCUGCCCUCAAGGACCUCAAGCGGCAGCUGCAUUUGGAGCGGAAACGGGCAGAUAAGCUGCAGGAGCGACUGCAGGACAUCCUCACUAACAGCAAGAGCCGCUCAGGCCUUGAGGAGCUGGUUCUCUCAGAGAUGAACUCACCAAGCCGGACCCAGACAGGGGACAGCAGUAGCAUCUCCUCCUUCAGCUACCGGGAGAUCUUGCGGGAAAAGGAGAGCUCGGCUGUUCCAGCCAGGUCCUUAUCCAGCAGCCCUCAAGCCCAGCCCCCUCGGCCAGCAGAGCUGUCAGAUGAGGAAGUGGCUGAGCUCUUUCAGCGGCUGGCAGAGACACAGCAGGAGAAAUGGAUGCUGGAGGAGAAGGUGAAGCACCUGGAAGUGAGCAGUGCUUCCAUGGCAGAGGACCUCUGCCGGAAGAGCGCCAUCAUUGAGACCUACGUCAUGGACAGCCGGAUCGAUGUGUCUGUGGCAGCAGGCCACACAGACCGCAGCGGGCUGGGCAGCGUCCUGAGAGACCUAGUGAAGCCAGGCGACGAGAACCUUCGGGAGAUGAACAAGAAGCUGCAGAACAUGCUGGAGGAGCAGCUCACCAAGAAUAUGCACUUGCACAAGGAUAUGGAAGUUCUGUCCCAGGAAAUUGUGCGGCUCAGCAAGGAGUGCGUGGGGCCUCCUGACCCAGACCUAGAGCCAGGAGAAACCAGCUAAAGACCUGCAGGCUGCACCCACCUCCUCCCCUUUCUACCCCCUAGGAUGCCAUUCCCUUGGGCUGUGGUGGAAAAAUGAGGGCUGGAGCCAAAAUCAAAUAGCUUGGGAGACUGGACAUUAAAGGGGCUAGAGGCCUGAUGGUUAGUGUUAAUGAUCCUGUCUUAGGGCAGAGGCCACCAGGGAGUGGGGAUCCUGAGGGAAGGGGCAGGGAUUUCUCCUUCUUCUUGGUCCUGGCUCCCAAGGGCUUCUGUCUUCAUCUCUGCAUGAGCUCUCCUUCCCAGAGACCAACUCUUUUUUAUUUUAUUUUAUUUUAUUUUUUAAUUUAUGUCUGGAGCCUGGCUACUCUGCAUUUGGGAUUGGGGAUGCUGGGUGGGUGUGUGGUCCAUGUUCAGCGUUCUAGCAACACGUGUGUGUGUGUGUGUGUGUGUAAAGGCUGUGCAGCCAAAAUACCAUCUGGCCAGACGGGCCCACCCAC
Messenger RNA from Pan troglodytes (chimpanzee), 4481 nucleotides. RefSeq names its product GRIP1 associated protein 1 (gene GRIPAP1). NCBI's taxonomy places the organism in Eukaryota, Metazoa, Chordata, Mammalia, Primates, Hominidae. The record is from RefSeq and is a predicted model, not a curated record. Gene Ontology annotation, cellular component: glutamatergic synapse; extrinsic component of postsynaptic early endosome membrane; postsynaptic recycling endosome. The transcript is spliced from 27 exons. Gene Ontology annotation, biological process: regulation of recycling endosome localization within postsynapse; regulation of modification of synaptic structure; regulation of neurotransmitter receptor transport, endosome to postsynaptic membrane. Bases 1709 to 4006 code for a protein of 765 amino acids.